Mixia osmundae IAM 14324 is the source of this 2416-nucleotide messenger RNA. RefSeq lists its product as uncharacterized. Lineage: Eukaryota; Fungi; Basidiomycota; Mixiomycetes; Mixiales; Mixiaceae. Gene Ontology annotation, cellular component: nucleus; chromatin. The transcript is spliced from 4 exons. Bases 39 to 2303 code for a protein of 754 amino acids. Gene Ontology annotation, biological process: chromatin remodeling; regulation of DNA-templated transcription. The record is from RefSeq and is a predicted model, not a curated record.
GGCCUUUGUGCGUGCGCGAAAAUAAAGAGCACCCGGUGAUGGACGUGGCAGACACGAACGGUCUGACAGCGACUACGCAAGCGGCCUCUGAGCCCGCUCCUGUCGCCGUCAACGGUCUGUCACACGACUCGGCUGCUGGGAGUAUAGGAAAGCAGGAAGAGCUAGAUGGGAUAGCUACCAGCGACUCUGUCUCAUUGGGCAUCGACUCAGCCGCGGUUGAUGUGAAGGCAUCUGCCACGCAUCAGGACACAUUCAGUCCACCGCCCGUACACGAGCUCAAGGCUGAUGCAAUUCCACCGCCUGCUGCUAUCGUCCAGCAAGGGCCGAACGGACACGAUGCCGUCUUGUCUUCGGAGCUCACCGCAGAGUCAACUCCGCAAGCGACCGCGACCGAGCCACCGACGAGCAAUGGGAUAGCAUCGCACGACUCGAUCAUGGCAGAGUCCAGUGCGAACAGCCAGGCAGCAUUGUCGAGCGAUCCAGUGUCAGCGCCGCUUGAUCCUUUACCAGCAAGUGCGCCCUUGCCCUCAGCGCCAGAGCCAGGCCAUGCUCCCGUGCCCGCGCCAGUCCAACCCUCCUCCGCCCCUUUGCCAGCAGCAACCGCGACAGCGCCCCCCGUACCAAGCAUACCUGGCGUCGUUGUCCCAGAAACCUUUGUUGCGCCCUCUGCGAUGCCAAGGACAGGAGGACCGCUUCCUCAGGCACAACACAAGUUUUGCUUGGCGACGGUACGCAAUCUCAAGCGAAACAGGGAAGCGCCCGCUUUUUGCAAUCCAGUCGAUCCAAUCGUGCUUGGGAUACCAGCCUACUUUGCAUACAUUCGCAAUCCGAUGGAUCUGUCCACAGUCGAGAAGCAUCUCAUCGCAAACGAGUAUGCCUCAGUAGAGGAAUUCAGGUCAGAGGUCAAGCUCGUGUUUGAUAAUUGCUGCGCCUUCAAUCGUGAGGAAUCACCAAUCGGUCUGAUGGCUCGCCGGCUGGAGGGGGCCUUCAAUAAGACGAUGCUCAAAUGUCCGCCAGCUUUGCCAGCUCCUCAGCCAAUCGCAUCUACGUCUGCAUUGCCAUCGACACCAACGUCUGUCCAACCAACAGCGCUCGAGCUCGAUCCCGCUGCCUAUCAGACACCGGCAGCGCUCGUCGACUCGUCUGCGCCCGAUUCUGCUGGCAUAAAGCGCGAUCGCCGCCCGUCUGUCUCUAUGGUGCCUAAUAUUCGUCGCAACUCAGCCGAUGGCCGCAGCAAACGAGAGAUUCGACCGCCUUCGCAGUAUGAUCUUGAGGACAGUCUGACAGCUUCAGGCAAGCGCAAGGGCAAGAAGCGCAAGUUUGGCAGCAGCAGCAAGAGUAUUCAGGAAGGUCUCAAGUUCUGCAAGGAUAUCAUUCGUGACGUCCAGAAGCAUCGCUACUCCGAGUUCACUUAUCCAUUUCUUGCACCUGUUGACUGGCAAGCGCUCAACAUUCCAGAUUAUCCCAACGUGGUUCAGCAUCCGAUGGAUCUCGGCACGAUGAAGCGACGUCUGGACGCCGGCUACUACAACCAUGCAUCGGAAUUCGAAGCCGACUUCCGCUUGGUCAUCGAGAAUUGCUACAAGUUCAACCCAGUCGAGACGCCUGUCCAUCAGAUGGGUCGCAAGCUCGAGGCGUUCUUCGAAAACCGUUGGCGAGACAAGCCUGCGUCUCGGCCUGAAACAGAAGAGCCGGACUCUGAUUACGAAAGCGACCCGGAAAAGCGAUCAAAGAUCUUGGCAAUCGAACGACAAAUUGCGGACUUGCAGAAUACCCUGGCAGAAUUGAAAGAACCUGCUAAGAAGAAGGCCAAGUCGAGUAGGCCGUCUUAUGGCUCUACGAAGAAGUCGAAGAGCUACAGCAAGUCGGGUAAACCGAAGACGGGCCAGAAGGGCAAGGCUUCCGACGGGGACGACGAUGGCGGAAUCACGUUCGAGAUGAAGCGCGAGCUUGCCAAUAAGAUCACGACCUUUGAGGGCGCCAAGCUCGAGCAAGCUAUCGACAUCAUCCGCAGUGCUGAACCUCACCUCCUGGGUGACGAGUCAAAGGAAAUCGAGCUCGACAUUGAUGCACUCGAUCCGCAGACUUUGCUCAAGCUCUACCAGUUUGUCGUCAAGCCGAAGAAGACUCGUCAGCCUUCAGCACAUACGGCAGCAGCACGACAGAUGGACGAGGCAACAGAGAAGCGAAAGAUCGAAGCACUUCAGAACAAGCUGGCAGAGAUCAGUGGGGUCAAGAAGGGACCUGCCUCGUCGUCUGCUUCCGACUCGAGUGAUAAUGACUCGGACAGCGGAAGCGACUAAUCUUGACUCAUCGCGUGAUGUGUUCGUCUGUAGCUCGAGCAUCUCAAUGCAAGCUCUUUUGCCUCAUCUUCCACUUGUCUUUGCGCUUAGUGCGGGCUCCUGGUGGCGAUUAC